This is a messenger RNA of Globicephala melas (long-finned pilot whale), 2728 nucleotides long. RefSeq names its product EEF1A lysine methyltransferase 1 (gene EEF1AKMT1). Gene Ontology annotation, biological process: methylation. The record is from RefSeq and is a predicted model, not a curated record. Gene Ontology annotation, molecular function: nucleic acid binding; protein-lysine N-methyltransferase activity. NCBI's taxonomy places the organism in Eukaryota, Metazoa, Chordata, Mammalia, Artiodactyla, Delphinidae.
CGGGCGGAGGCGAGUGGGGCGCGUUGGUGAGUAACCAGAGCAGCCUCCGUGCUCCUGUGUUCGGGUUUCUGCUCCUUCGGGUUUCCCGGCGCAGCCUGGGGGCUGCGGCUGUAGUCAGCGGGGCCGGGGUGUGAAAUGAGCAACUCUGAAGAUGAGGACCUCCCCCAGCUCUCUUCCCAUGCCCUGGCAGCUCUGCAGGAAUUUUAUGCUGAGCAGAAACAGUACACCGACCUCGGUGGUGAUGACAAGUAUAACAUUGGAAUAAUAGAAGAGAACUGGCAGCUGAGCCAGUUUUGGUACACUCCGGAGACCGCCCUGCGCCUUGCAGAGGAAGCCGUGGCAGCUGCUGGGGAAGGUGGCAGAGUAGCAUGUGUGAGUGCCCCCAGCGUUUACCAGAAGCUGCGAGAGCUGCACAGAGACGACUUUUCUAUCUGCAUCUUCGAAUAUGACCACAGGUUUGCCAUAUACGGAGAGGAGUUUAUCUUCUAUGAUUACAAUAACCCAGUGGAUUUACCUGAGAAAAUUGCUGCACACAGUUUUGACAUUGUAAUAGCAGAUCCCCCUUAUCUCUCUGAGGAAUGUCUCAGAAAAACGUCGGAAACCAUCAAGUACCUGACCCGGGGCAAGAUUCUGCUGUGCACAGGUGCCGUCAUGGAGGAAGAGGCAGCAAAACUUCUUGGAGUGAAGAUGUGCAAGUUUAUUCCAAAACACACUCGAACCUUGGGAAAUGAAUUUCGCUGUUACGUGAAUUAUGAUUCUGGGCUGGACCGUGAACUGUGAACGCAGCUGGUAAUACAAUGUAGUAAAGGACCCAUGUGACAUUUCCCUCUUUUUAUUUUCUUAGUAGAUUGAAAAGCUACGGCCUCCCCUCCGCCCUCACAAACUGGGGCUCCCCCGGCCUAACUUUCAAGAUGAAGAAGACAACAUCUUGUUGUGAUUUCCUUAGUGAGGGCGUCCCUAGAGCUUGGGAUGCUUGUGCCAACUUGAGUCAGUGGAAUUAUAUUUGGAGAAGCCAUAGAAGCCAUCUAGUCUACUCUCCACUUAACGCAGGUAAAGAGCAGAAGUACAGGCGGCUUAGUGAUUGGCCAGGACCUUGGCCUCUGCCUUGGGCGCAUCCUGUGUACUACGGGUGGCUGCGGACACCUGCGUGUGCUUUGACAGCCAUGCGGUUUGGAGUUUUAGCUGAGGACGAGGGUUGUGUCCAGUUCGCAAUUGCCUUCCAGGAGCUCAGUGCCCAGAAGAGGGCACAUGCUCAGUAAGUAUUUGUUGAGUGUUCCAGUCAGAGAAAAAAUGCAAAUACAGGUUGCCUUUCUAGAUCUUGGAAGGGAAAGCUGAUUCUUCCAUUGGAAUUGCGUUACCUGUUAACAGCUAACGUUAGUUAAACUGAUGCUUAAUACAGUUCAUGGAAUAGCAGUAUUAUCCCCAUGCAAGCCGUUUACUCUGCUUCAGUCCGCUCCUCUGAUGUCUGCACUGUUCACAUUUGAGGAGUGGCUAGACAAUGUUACACCACAGUGGCAAUGCUUGAAAUAAUUACCCAAGGUUUGAAAGGCAGUUUUUCUUUUUAAUUUGUGGAUUUCUUUGUUGACGUAUGCUAGAUAUACCACCACUAGGCUUACCUUUUUUUUUCCCCCAGAGGUUGAGCACAGAAGUAAAGUUCCCCAAAUGGUAUAGAACUACCCACAGCUAUCAAUUUCAAUUUUGAAUUUUUUAUUUGGAAUUUUGCUCAGCAGUGUUUUUCAUGCACAACCUCUGUCAAUAUUUGGUACAGAUUGAAAGUUCUCUCGGUUGACCUUCUGUCCAGAUCAAACCAAGACUGAUUGUAAGUAGGGACAAGAGCAUAUAAACGAGGCCGACUCUGCAGAUCAUCGUCCUUGAACGUUAACCAUAAAAUUAAGAUACAGUGAUAGACCUUAAUUACCACUGUUUCCUCUGAAAAUUAGUGGAGCCCUUAGUGGAGCCCAGAGAGAAAUGCACAGCCAGCAUGCCCUUCACCUACAAUUGUUUUAAGGAUUUUAAAGAACUUCUUUUAAGCCUAAAGAAAAGGGUAAAGGUUUAGCUCACGUUGCGGUCGUAGAAGAGGACUCCACUCCUGAUUUCUGGGAAUCGUAAGUCUGCAAGUGAAAAAAAUUUCUAAUUGUAUAAACCUUGUAAGUGUGAGAUUCUGGGGUGAGCUGAGCCUCCCAGAGGGAGGGCAGGUCCUAGGCAGCCAUGUCCACUGGUGACCGUCGGCAACAGGCGGGGUUCAGGGACCCAGGCCACAAGGCGGGCUAGAGGGUGUGCUUCUAAAAACUCCUGCCGAGGAAGUGAAAACAAUGUUUAUAAAAUGUUUACAUGUCAAGUAAAAUGUUUUUAAUAUACUUGCUCAAAAUGGCUAACAUAAAAAGUUUCUGCCCCUACUGAAAAUACCUGAAUAAACAAGAAGGUAUAUAUUCUACUUUUUUAAAAAAAGGUGGUAAGUGUUGUCCUCGAGGCUCUGUGCCCUCCCAGCAGUCCUUGCAGUGCUAUCACCCGUGGUUGCAAGGGGCCGGUGGCCGGGAGCCUCAACGAACUCUGGCGAAGCGGGUCACCUGUGGUGGCCCCAGCCUUGGGCCGCCCACACAGGGCUGCGACGUGGUUGGUUCCCGCCACCUUUCACUGCCCUGCGCUCCUGCCCAAGAGGAAGCCUGGGGGAUGCAGGAGGUCAGGCUCACACGCAGUCCAGUCCAGUCCAGCGCUGGGUGCUCCGUCC